Pocillopora damicornis (cauliflower coral) is the source of this 1121-nucleotide messenger RNA. Its product is annotated as major facilitator superfamily domain-containing protein 6. NCBI's taxonomy places the organism in Eukaryota, Metazoa, Cnidaria, Anthozoa, Scleractinia, Pocilloporidae. The record is from RefSeq and is a predicted model, not a curated record. Gene Ontology annotation, cellular component: membrane.
CAUGUCCUUAUCUUAGAAAAAAACCCGCAAGACAUCAACACCAUAUUUUUCAUAUUUUUGUUUAUUGUGUUCGUUGGGGAACUCCUCGCUUCUCCAGCAUUUAGUUUGGCUAAUUCUGAAAUUGUGGACUACCUCGGGGAAAAUGGCCGCGAUUUUUGCAAGAUCCGUCUCUGGGGCCCAAUUGGGCACAUGAUUGCUGCUCCCAUCACAGCUGUAUUUGUCACUCAUUACCAUUAUGUGAUUUGUGGCGAGUAUCAAGACAACUUUGCUAUUGUCUUCGCUGUCACUUCUAUCAUGGCGAUGGCUUCGUUGAUAUCUGUAACGCAGCUGGGAGAUCAAACGAUCAAGCACAGCGACAACACCGAAGGAAAUGGCAACGGAAAGCCUUUGACUUUAUUUGAGUUCUUCUCUCGCUACCAAAAUUUCGUCUUCAUCUUCAUGACGUUCUUGAUUGGCUGUUUUGAUGGAGUUGUGUCAACGUUUGGGUUCUGGUACACCAAGACCUUAGACGUUACCAUCACCACUUUGGUGUUUGGUUUCUCACGGAUGACUAGCUCUGCGGUUAGUGUGGUGUUCCUGGGCUUGACAGGCAUGUGUGUGAAGAAGACUGGUUACUCUGGAAUCAUUGUGUUCUCCAUGAUGCUGUUUUUCAUUUGGUUUGUGGGAAUGUCUCUCAUGAAAAACCCAUGGCUCAUGCUUCUCUUUGAGACUAUUGGCUACACCGCUUAUGUAACUGGUUUUACAGGCGUGAUCAGUUACUUUGGUGAAGUAACACCCAGUCAUCUGAUGGACACAGUGCAAGGAGGAGUUAACUCUUUGUUUUUCGGCGUGGGUUGCGGCAUUGGAACUGCCAUGUGUGGCUUUUUCAUCGAUGCAUUUGGCGCCGAAGGGGCAUUCCGGGUGUUUGCUUCAGGUGAAGCUGUACUAUUAGUGCUGUUUGUCGUCAACCAAGUUACAUAUUUUUGUCUGAAGAAGAACGAAAAAGAAGAAAAAAGAAAGCUGUUGGAAUAACUUUUUAUGCGGGUCACAGGACUUACAGUAAACACUACGCCAUCUAAACUAAAAUUGGUGGAACACGCUGUCGCACCUCUUUAAUCAUAAUUUCACUCAGAAAGAAGAAA